AAAAGCCUCUGACCUUUCUGUAGAUAUCACAACGGAGACGCUUACAUCAUCGACGUGUCUCAGUCGGUGGAGCACGACCAUCCGCACGCUCUCGAGUUCCUCAGGAAGGACUGCAGCAACGUCAACGAGUUCUUUGUGAAGCGUGGCGUGGCGGUGAUGACGGUCAGAGAGCUGUUUGACUUCAUCACCGACCCGUCCAUCACCUGGCACAACAUGGACCAGUACCUGCACAAGGCGAUGAUGAUAGCAGCUGAGCGUACGUCAGAGCAGCGUACAGAUCAGGACCGAGUGGACGACGAGGUGUUUAAGAAGGCCUACAUCCCCCGCACCCUGACGGAGGUCAGUCACUACGAGAGAGACGUGGACCUGAUGAAGACCAAGGAGGAGGAGUCAGCUAUCAGCGGACACAAGGACAACGUUCUGUACCAGACGCUGACCGGACUGAAGAAGGAUUUAUCUGGAGUCCAAACGGUUCCUGCUCUGCUGGAGGGCGAGCAGUCUUCAUCCUCAGAGGAAGAGGAGGAGGAGGAGGAGGAAGGAGAGAAAGAUGAAGAUGAUGAAGAGGAGGAGGAGCAGACUGAAGAAUCUCAGCUGGACAAAAAGGAGAAGAAGAAGAUGGUGAAAGAAGCUCAGAGAGAGAAGAGAAAAAACAAAGUACCCAAACACGUGAAGAAAAGGAAAGAGAGGGUGUCCAAGAUGAAGAAAGGCAAAUGAGGACUUCCUGUCUGUCUCUAAGGACUUCCUGUCUGUCUCUAAGGACUUCCUGUUUUGAUUGAGUUUGUAGAGAAACUUUUAAUAAACGUGUAAUCAUCUUCAGA
Molecule: messenger RNA, 818 nt
Organism: Sander lucioperca (pikeperch)
Lineage: Eukaryota; Metazoa; Chordata; Actinopteri; Perciformes; Percidae
Product: serine/threonine-protein kinase RIO1-like
Exons: 7
Coding region: 157-714 (185 amino acids)
Biological process (GO): maturation of SSU-rRNA
Cellular component (GO): cytosol; preribosome, small subunit precursor
Source: RefSeq, a predicted model, not a curated record